Messenger RNA from Penicillium longicatenatum, 1329 nucleotides. Its product is annotated as inositol polyphosphate multikinase. Gene Ontology annotation, molecular function: inositol-1,4,5,6-tetrakisphosphate 3-kinase activity; inositol hexakisphosphate kinase activity. The coding region runs from base 1 to 1329 and encodes 442 amino acids. The transcript is spliced from 2 exons. Gene Ontology annotation, cellular component: nucleus; cytoplasm. Lineage: Eukaryota; Fungi; Ascomycota; Eurotiomycetes; Eurotiales; Aspergillaceae. The record is from RefSeq and is a predicted model, not a curated record. Gene Ontology annotation, biological process: phosphatidylinositol phosphate biosynthetic process; inositol phosphate biosynthetic process.
AUGCCCCCAAAACAAGACAAUCGACAGACUCCCCUCCUAGGCAGCGAUGAUCUGGUACCUUUCGAUCAUGUCGCUGCGGGACACGACGGUGUGCGACGGACCCUUUCGGGGUCGUUAAUCGUCAAGCCUUGCACACAACAAGAAGUCGAGUUCUACGAGUCCAGCGCCCUCCAUCCUGAAUUUCGCGAAUUCAUGCCCCUGUUCGUCGGCUCGCUAUCUUCUGCUGAGCAGCAACAACCUUUCGCGAUCGCCGCGGCGCAGCAGUCCGGCGCUGUGUUCCUGCCUGCACUUGGGAACCCUCCGACGGAUCCCGCUUGUCCGGCCGAAUCUCCGACACCUGCGCUGCCUGCUAUCGCUGCUCCAGCGGCUAUCGUACCAGUCGAAGGAGUGAAUGGUGCUGGAACCCCGACAGAGAAGCCAUGGGUUCCAUCCGAAGGGAAAAAACUAGAGACCGGUCUGUCGAUUGUGUUGGAAAAUGUGGCGUCUGGAUUUCGGCGACCGAAUGUGUUGGACGUUAAGCUUGGAGCAAGAUUAUGGGCGGAUGAUGCGCUGCCUGCAAAGCGGUCGAAGCUGGAUGCGGUGUCAAAGGAGACUACAAGCUCGAGUCUGGGAUUUCGGAUUGCGGGGAUGAAGGUUUGGACGGGCGAAGAUGGGGAGCCAGACGAAGGCGCUCGGACCAACCCAUACGCUACUAAGUAUGAGGGUGCCGAGGGGGAGAAAGGAAAGGUUAUUGAGACGAAUGGGUAUCGACGCUACGACAAGUGGUAUGGACGAUCGUUCAACGAAGGGAAUGUCAAGGAAGGAUUUGAGACCUUCCUGGCUGGUGCCAAAGCUGGCGCGGUGGAUCGGUCCGGAAUGAUUGCAAGGCGAAUUGUGGAGGAAUUGAAAAACGUGCAGGAAGUGCUUGAGGCUGAAGAAAGUCGCAUGUAUUCGUCCAGUGUGUUGGUGGUUUAUGAGGCAGAUCCCGAGGCGAUGGAGGUUGCUUUGGAAGAGGAGAAAAGACUCUCUGAGCAGCAGCCUCGGGAUCCAGAGGAAGAGGAGGACGAUGACGAUGAGGUCGAUUUCGAAAUCUCCGAAGAAGCCUUUGAAUUGGUGGAUGUGCAUGGAAUGCCUCAAAAAGCCAUCAAUAUCAGCAUAGAUCCUCAAAUGGCUCAACUGCCGGAAAUAAAUCUGGAUGAUGAUGAGGACGAUGAAGAUACACCCAAGGUCCAUGACCUGCGGGUGAUUGACUUCGCGCAUGCCAAAUGGACACCCGGUGAAGGCCCCGACGAGAAUAUAUUGACAGGAAUUCGCAGCUUGAUCAAGAUAUUGGAAGAGCUCGCCGAGUGA